Molecule: messenger RNA, 1498 nt
Organism: Zingiber officinale
Lineage: Eukaryota; Viridiplantae; Streptophyta; Magnoliopsida; Zingiberales; Zingiberaceae
Product: probable beta-1,4-xylosyltransferase GT43A
Exons: 3
Coding region: 12-1166 (384 amino acids)
Biological process (GO): glucuronoxylan biosynthetic process; plant-type secondary cell wall biogenesis
Cellular component (GO): Golgi membrane
Molecular function (GO): xylosyltransferase activity; galactosylgalactosylxylosylprotein 3-beta-glucuronosyltransferase activity
Source: RefSeq, a predicted model, not a curated record
UUCUUUAUUAUAUGCAUCUGGUCUGGUCGCCGACGUUCGCCCGUUCGUUCUCCUCGGAGAUGGGUUCGAUCGAGCGAACGAGGAAGAGGAAUCCGCUCUGGAAGAAGGCGAUCGCCCACUUCGCCCUCUGCUUCGUCAUGGGCUUCUUCACCGGAUUCGCUCCGGCAAGCACCGCCACCAUCUUCUCCGGCAGCGCCGCCGACCGCCUCCCCGGCCGCAGCAUAAGCAUCCUCCCCGCCGUCUCCUCCGACCUGGUGGAGCGCGUGGUCGGGGCGGACGCGUCCGCUAACCGGAAGGUGGCCGGGGUCCCGAGAUCCAUCCCCGCCGACACCAUCGGCGCCCAUAGCGGCGACGAUCCGCCUCCUCCCUCGAAGGAGGCGGCGGAGCGAGAGGCCGUGGCGCCGUCGCGGCGGCUUAUUAUUGUCGUGACGACUACCCAGUCCGAAGAACGGUUCCAAGCAGCGUUCUUGCGGCGAUUGGCGUACACCCUUCGCCUGGUCACGCCGCCGCUCCUGUGGAUCGUAGUCCAGGCUCACGCCGAUGCUCCUGCUACGGGGGCGAUGCUCCGGGAUACCGGGGUCAUGUAUCGGCACCUGACCUUUAAGGAGAAUUUCACGUACCACGAGGCAGAGGUCCACCACCAGCGCAACGUCGCCCUAAGCCACGUUGAGGACCAUCGGCUAACAGGGAUAGUUCAUUUUGCGGAUGCAUCCAAUGUCUAUGAUCUCCAAUUCUUCGAUGAAAUCAGAGAGAUCGAGGGUUUUGGGACUUGGCCGGUAGCAAUAGUGUCAGAAAACCGAAUGAAAGUGCUGGUCGAUGGUCCUAUUUGCCAUUCGUCAAGGAUUGAAGGUUGGAUUUUAAAGGACUUGAGCAAUGACAAAAGAUUGUCGUUGUCUAGUGCAGAUGUGAGAGCUAAACCUUCAAAGAUAAACAUUUCUGGUUUUGCCUUCAACAGUUCAAUUUUAUGGGAUCCGGAGAGAUGGGGUCGCCCUACCUCAUUGCCUGACACAUCACAGGAUUCAAUCAAGUUUGUACAUGAAGUGAUUCUGGAAGACAAGAGCAAGGUAAAGGGCAUUCCUGCUGACUGCUCCAGGAUCAUGGUGUGGCACCUCUACAUGCGAAGAGUAAUUCCUCUACCCUUUCACCAUCAAAACAACGGUAGAUAAAUGAAAUGCCGGAGAUAAUGGUUUGUGUAUACGAGAGAAAUAUGUCAUUGUUAGUUCUGAUUUUAGUUCCUUUUCUUUUGGGGAAUGCUAAUUAAGCUCCUCUCAACAAUAUUAUUGAUCAUUAUUCUUUUUAUAUCGCUGCUGGCGCUUUGACAAUUAAGGGCAUUAGUUUCAAAUCCCUGCCACCAACUAAAUGUCAGGACAAGUUUUGAUGACCUACUCCGUUCUGUAUUUGUUUUCUUGAUUAAGUUGAAGAAACAAGAUCAGGAAGUGAUGUGAUGAAGGGGACUUCUUGUUCUAAUCUAUUACUUAUUAGAUUGUUAUUCACCAAA